Molecule: messenger RNA, 3068 nt
Organism: Erinaceus europaeus (western European hedgehog)
Lineage: Eukaryota; Metazoa; Chordata; Mammalia; Eulipotyphla; Erinaceidae
Gene: ARFIP1
Product: ADP ribosylation factor interacting protein 1
Exons: 9
Coding region: 278-1399 (373 amino acids)
Biological process (GO): regulation of Arp2/3 complex-mediated actin nucleation; intracellular protein transport
Cellular component (GO): trans-Golgi network membrane
Molecular function (GO): phospholipid binding; protein domain specific binding
Source: RefSeq, a predicted model, not a curated record
UAUUUCCGGCUCCGCUGCUGCCGGGGUUGGCGCUGGAGGGCGGGUGGAGAGGCUGGCCGAGUGCGCGUCCCCGGCGGUUGGUCAGUGGGAGCCUGUGACAGCUGCGCCAGAUCCCCGCCUCCGGGGGACCGAGGUGCGCGGAGGGAGAGGAAGAAGGAAAAGGCCCGGGUCACGUUUCCACUCCCUUCUGGCCGGAGUGGAGGUGAUUCCCGACAGCAGCGCCAGGGAUCAUCCUCGACGUGCGAGCUGCCGGGCUGCCAGCGGACAGGAGUCUACCAUGGCUCAAGACUCACCCAAAAAUUCAGCUGCAGAGAUCCCAGUGACAAGCAAUGGGGAAGUUGAGGACUCUCACGAGCAUGGCUUUAAUAGGGAUUUGAAGCGCUCAUUACCAGCUGGACUUGGUCUCUCAGAAACCCAAAUCACAUCUCACGGCUAUGACAGUCCCAAAGAGGGGGUUAUUGACGCAGGAACAUUUGAAGGUUCCCCAGCACCUCCAUUGCCAUCUGUUAUGUCUCCUAGCAGGGCUGCAGCUGGCCAGCUGGCUCAACAAGGAGGUGACUUAAUUGUUCCUGCAGGCAGUCAGAAGGCACAGACCAAAAGUGGACCAGUCAUUCUAGCAGAUGAAAUAAAAAAUCCUGCAAUGGAAAAGCUAGAACUUGUUAGAAAAUGGAGUCUAAACACCUACAAGUGCACUCGACAAAUUAUCUCAGAGAAGUUAGGCCGUGGCUCAAGAACUGUGGACCUUGAACUCGAAGCUCAGAUUGAUAUCUUAAGAGAUAACAAGAAAAAAUAUGAAAAUAUUCUACGACUGGCUCAGACACUGUCCACCCAGCUGUUCCAGAUGGUGCAUACACAGAGGCAGCUUGGAGAUGCAUUUGCUGACCUGAGUUUGAAGUCACUAGAACUCCACGAGGAAUUUGGCUAUAAUGCAGAUACUCAGAAGCUACUGGCUAAAAAUGGAGAGACUCUUCUUGGGGCCAUUAAUUUUUUCAUCGCCAGUGUGAACACUUUGGUGAAUAAAACAAUUGAAGAUACGUUAAUGACUGUGAAACAGUAUGAAAGUGCCAGGAUUGAAUAUGACGCCUACCGUACUGAUUUGGAAGAGCUGAAUCUUGGACCACGUGAUGCUAAUACCCUGCCAAAGAUCGAGCAGUCACAGCAUUUGUUCCAAGCACACAAGGAAAAAUAUGAUAAAAUGCGCAGUGAUGUCUCCAUAAAAUUAAAAUUUCUAGAAGAAAAUAAGGUCAAAGUAUUACACAAUCAACUGGUCCUUUUCCACAACGCCAUCGCCGCCUACUUUGCUGGGAAUCAGAAGCAGCUCGAACAGACACUCAGACAAUUCCAUAUCAAAUUGAAAACCCCCGGAGUGGAUGCUCCGUCUUGGCUUGAAGAACAGUAAGACCACAUUUGGAACAAGAAAGAAAGUCACUUCGUUAUAUUUCUAAAGAAACCUGACAAGAAUUAAGCAGAGCCGGGAAGAGGGAAGGGGCGACAAGCAUUGCAGUGAUUCUUGCACAAACAGCUUUACUUUUUCCCUUUUCAUACCUUAACGAUUGAACUGUUCAAUUUGGUGGGGAGGUGGGUGGUUUCGAUGCAAACACACUUUCUGUAAUCUGAACACAACACUUUUCCUUUCUGGGAAAUCCUUUUGUAUUGUGAGAGUUGAUGGUUGUUUCUGUAGUUUGAAGACAUCUAAUACAGAUUUGCACUGACAACAUGAAAAGUCAAGGGUUGGGUCCUAGAGAGGCAGGACAGGUUGUAACUUUUCCAGAGAAAGAUUUACAUGAUUUGUAUCCACAUCAGAUAUUUUAUAUAUGAAUAUAGGAAACAUCUUUAAGAGAUUGGUUUCCCUGGAUUGUCUUAAAGAUUCAAAGAAACUAUUUUACAGAGUCGAGAGUGUAUGGUCUCCCUGCUGCAGCCACCACAGUGGCUCGUGGAAUGAUGGCAGACACCUUUUUAGAAAUGAAUCAGUACCAUUGCGAUUGUGCUUAGACUUUAUUUCUUAAGACGCAGGAAUCAGAGCUCACUUUUGUGAGGCUUUUAAGCGUCUGAGUUGACAUCGCCCAGAGUCACUGGGCAGGGGUUAUUUUAGCUAUUUCUUUUGAUUCACAACAAAACCUGCUUAAGAAAAAAAAAAAUGGCAGGUAGACUUGAAAACAGAAAUUCUUGGUGGUUUCUAGUAUAGAUCAGAAUUGUGUGCUUCGAAAGCAAGUUUUGGGGUAGAUUUCAUUUUGAUAGAAGUGAGUUCCUAGACAGCUUUCAUUGACUUCCAUGUCUAACAAUACCAGUUAUGCCUUAAAUCACAGAUAUGUGCCUUCUCAGAUCCGGUAAUUCUCAUUCAAGCAAUGUACAUAGUCCAUAAAGAAACCCUAUUUCAGAUAAUGUUUGAUGUCUCAUUCCUUGCCCAGUAAGGAAUGCUAUUUGUACAUGUUGAGUUUCUCUGUAUUCGUUCAGCCACAUUGAAGAGUUCUGCUGAAACCAACGUUUAAGUUUGUGAUUUGAUUCUCCUCUAUUCCUUUUAGGGGAUGGGAGGAAAGGAACUUUUUUGUUUGAGUAACAAGGUUAUGUGGGAAAGGAAGGAAGGCUUGGAAAGGCCAUUCCGUUGCUCAGCACUGCUGGCUUUGUGUUGUGUGGUUGGCCUGUUUGGUGUGUGGUUCUAUCAGUAAAUAGUCCUUUUUUUUUUUUUAAUGUAAGGUCCCUUGAUUUUUGUCAGAGCUAUAAAUUAAUACUUGGAGAAGUAUCUCUUUUCCCUGUUCAUUUACUUUGUGUUGAAAUAAAGUACUUAAAUUUACUGUAAUACAUGAACUCUGUGGAGUGUGACAUGUUAUAUAUGUUCAAUGCCUUCUAGCUGGCUUUUAAUUAAUAUGCCUGUUUUCAGUGCUUAAAACAAUGUAAUGUGAUUGUAAAUCAUAUACCUAUUUUAAAUCAUUCCUUCCUGUAUAUUUGUACACCAAGAGCCUUAUUUUAUUCUUCUAGCAGAAUAACUACUUGUGAUAGUUCAUUUACAUUCCCCAGAAUGUGCCUCUGGUGUGAAUUUUGUAUUCUUAUUAAAAGUGUUUGCUGAAGCA